AUGCCCAGGGGUCUCCAGAAGCAGCAGACAGCUGUGUCACAGGUGGGCGUGGCGUCACAGUCAAAGGCAGCUGCCCACAGAUCAUUGUACCUCGGUUAUCUUCGGUCACAGUCCACUUACUGCCUUUCAGCUGCUUCACACUGCCUUCAUCGAUUCUCCAGGAAGCUGGCGGUUAUUAACCAGCAGAAGAAGAAGAUGUUUUCUUCAGUGCUGACCGUCUGUGUGUGUCUCCUCACCUGUCUCCUGUCAUGUGUGUCAGGUGAAGAGACGAAGGUGAAACCUGGAGAAGACGUCACUCUUCAGUGUCGAGGUCCCAGAGAUGCUGAAAUCAAACUGAUAACGUGGAUCAGACCUGACCUGAAGUCAGAGGAUUACGUCUUCCUCUACAGAGACAAACGCCUUUAUGAACAAUACCAGCUUCCAUCUUAUCGUGGUCGAGUGGAGCUGACAGAUCCACAGGUGAAGGACGGAGACGUCUCUGUAAUUCUGAAGAACGUCACCAUCAACGACGCUGCAAGAUACGAGUGUCAAGUUGGAAAAAAAGGAAGUCGUCCUCAGCUCAUCAGCACCAUCACCCUGAAGGUUGUAGACUCAGUAAACGUCACAGCUGCACCUGGACAGACUGUCUCUCUGCCAUGUCGAGCUGCCAGAGACACAAACAUCACAGUUGUAGAGUGGAGCAGAGCUGAGCCCGAGCCAGAACAGGUGUUUCUGUACCGGGACAAGAAUCCUGAUCCACAGAACCAGAGUCCGUCUUUUCAGAACCGGGUGGAGCUGAGGGACAGACAGAUGAAGGACGGGGACGUGUCUCUGACUCUGAAGGACGUGACGAGAGACGACACAGGAAGAUACGAGUGUCGAGUCCAGACAGAAGCAAACUCCUUACCUGAGCCCGUCAGCAUCAUCUACCUGGAUGUUCAUCAGAAAGGUAUCACAGAGGAGAGAGGAGACGAGGAGGGAGGAGACAAGGAGGGAAACAGCAGCGGACAUGUUGGACUGGGAGUCGGUCUGUCAGUUGCUGCUCUGCUUGUUGUUGUUGUUGUUGGUUUUAUGAUCUAUAGGUAACGUAGACGACACAGAGCAGCCUUCAUAUGAACCUGCUGAUAGAGCAGCUGAUCCUCAGCAGGUCUGAAGAGUCUCAGAUCUGCUUCCUGUUUCCUGUUUCUCUCUGAUCCAUGAAGAAGAAAAGAAUCAGAGUCUAAAGGAAACAGAGACAUAAAGUUCAGAUGAACAAACUCCAUCAGAGAGAAGCUUCUGCUCUGUGACUGAUCCACUGGUGGAAAUGAAGAGACGCAUACAGAGACAUUCUGUUCCCAUGACAACAAGUGAACCUGUCCACACCUGGAGCAGGACUCUACCUGGAAGGUGUGGUCUCACUGACAUCACUCCUGGUUCAUUUGGUUUGUAUGUAUUUCCUGUUUCUGACUCCUGUGUUGAUUUAAGAGGCUCAGCUCAGGUGAAGCUGCAGCGUCACUUUAAAUGUUGCUGCAGCAAGGAAUUGUGGGACGGCAUUUCUGUUUCCUAAAGGAGAUAAGGAAGGAAGCAGUGAAGCUCCUUUCCUCCGCUCUGAUCAUGAAGCUGCUCAAAGACUCUGAACCUUCAGGAGAAAAGGAGUUUGACCUUUGUGACCCCCCCCCCACCUCACACUAGUGCCCCUGUUUCUUUUUCCUGAGAGGAAGAGGAGGAGAGGAAGAGGAGGAGAGGAAGAGGAGGAGAGGAAGAGGAGAAGGUCAGGAGUUCAUGAGUUCAGGGACCAGGUGACUCUGGGAAAUGAAGUCAGGAUUCUGUCAGAGGAGUUUCAGGAUCUGUUCUGUUGGUUACAGCUGCUUUAU
This is a messenger RNA of Seriola dumerili (greater amberjack), 1832 nucleotides long. Its product is annotated as coxsackievirus and adenovirus receptor homolog. NCBI's taxonomy places the organism in Eukaryota, Metazoa, Chordata, Actinopteri, Carangiformes, Carangidae. The record is from RefSeq and is a predicted model, not a curated record. The transcript is spliced from 5 exons. The coding region runs from base 1 to 1065 and encodes 354 amino acids.